AUGUAUUUGAUCCACAUUUUUCAAAGGAAUGGAUUGGGUGGAAGCGAUGCUGCGGAAGCCCAUGUUCAUGACGAAUUUAUUUUUGAACACAAAUUACGAGUUUAUCAGUUACAGGAAACUGAAAAGCAGGUAGUGGAAAGUAACGAUGAAGCACCAAAGGAUACGAAUACCGAAGGAGUAGAAGAAGAACAAAUGGAAACAGCUAACGGAACCGAAGCUGCGACAGUUAAGACGGAAGAAACGAGUGAAUAUGCAGAAAAUGAAGCAUACAAGAAGUUGCGUUCACAAAGUGUUGAGCAGAAAGUGGCCGAAGCAUUGGUGAAUCUGUACGAAACAAGGGAUAUGAAGGCGGAUGAAUUGGACGAGAGAGCGGUCGAGAUGUUACGUGGAUUUCCAAUUGAUCAGGAACUUUUUAUUGUUGAACAGAUUAAAAAGUCCGGCUUGGUUGGAGUGCAAAACAAGGCUCAAUUCUUGAUGUCGGUUAUGCGGAAUUUCCGAGACAAAGUGCGGCAACUUGGUCCACAGGCAGCGAUGCAGCAGCCAUUAAUCUAUGGACCUGAUGGUCCCAAGAUCAAAGAGAUACUCGAGCGAACUGGCUACCGUCUGGAAGUGACCAUCGGACAGCGUAAAUACGGCGGUCCACCACCCGACUGGGAUGGACCGGCCACUGGACCAGUUGGGGCAGGAUACGAGGUAAUUGAUUCACAGAUUUACGUCGGUAAGAUUCCGAAAGAAGUUUAUGAGGAUACUCUAAUUCCUCUCUUCGAAGAGAUUGGCAAAAUGUGGGAUCUUCGGCUUAUGAUGGAUCCCCUGUUGGGAAGAAAUCGUGGUUAUGCGUUUGUCACUUAUUGCGACAAAGAAGCAGCACUGGAAGCAGCUAAAAAAUAUGACGGCUACGAAAUUGUGCCUGGUAAAAAACUGAAAGUGAACGUCAGCGUUGCCAACACUCGACUCUUUAUUGGAAAUAUUCCCAAAUCGAAGUCCAAAGAGGAAAUUCUUGCCGAAUUUAAGGAACAUGCAGAGGGAGUGGUCGACUGCAUAGUCUACUCCAGUCCAGAUGGAGGUGAAAACCGUAAGAAUCGUGGUUUCUGUUUUUUGGAUUUCAACGACCACAAGACUGCGUCUGAUGUUAAACGAAAACUUCAUAAUGGAAAGAUUCGUCCGUGGAAUUCCGAGCUGGUUGUUGAUUGGGCUGAACAACAAGACGAACCUGAUGAAGAGACGAUGUCCAAGGUCAGAGUUCUUUAUGUGCGGAAUCUGAAAGAAGCCGUCACCGAGGAUCAACUCCGGGAAAUGUUCUCCGCACACGGCGAAUUGGAACGUGCGAAAAAGAUUCGAGAUUAUGCUUUUAUUCAUUUCAAGGAACGAGAAGCUGCUGUAAAGGCGAUGCAAGCGUUAAACGGAACAGUAUUGGAGGGUAUUGAAAUAGAUAUAUCGCUUGCAAAGCCUCAGUCUGAUAAAAAGAAGGCGAAUCGAGGUGGUCCGCGAGGUCAACGUGGCUUCGGUGAGUCGGCAGGAGGCGGUUGGGGUGGACGUACUGGUGGUAUGGUGUCACGUCGCGGUGGAGCGAUGGGCACUGGUUAUGGUGCGCGAAGUCCGUACGGCGGAAUGACUGAUUACGGCGGAUAUGGAGGAUAUGACCCUUACGGAGGUAAAUCGCAGCCUGAUUCAAUUGCUCAAAGCUAUGGUAUGGGUAAUUCAUGGAAACUUUGUCUUUUGGAAUACGCUGGUUACGAUGAGUACUAUGGCUAUGGGGCACCGAUGGGCGGCGGAUACGGAGGAUAUGCUGGUUACGAUUCAUAUGGUUACGGUGGUGGACCUGAUCCGUACGCAUACGGCGCUGGAUACAGUAUGGGUCGGAACACUGCUGCUGUUGGUGGUGGUGCUGGGGGAGGAAUGCGAGGAGGGAUGUGGCGUAUCGCUUUUCAGGGAUAUUCAUCAAGAGCAAGUCCAGGACGUGGCAAAGCAUCAUUGGCGCGUGGUGCUGGCGGGAUCGCACGAGGAUCGGCCGGUCGAAGUGCAAAGCGACGAGGGGACGGAGUUGGUGGACCGGCGUCGAAACGCGAAUUUGGAAACGACGACUUUUCGGCUGAUGUUAAUAUGGCUUCGUUCUAA
Molecule: messenger RNA, 2115 nt
Organism: Anisakis simplex (herring worm)
Lineage: Eukaryota; Metazoa; Nematoda; Chromadorea; Rhabditida; Anisakidae
Source: the annotation of a GenBank genome assembly